AUGGGCCCGCAGCCUGCCGGCCCUAAUGCCACGCCAACCGCUACGCCUACUGCCACGCCUACCGCCACGCCUGCGGCUACGAAGUCGCAACGGCAGAUACCGGUAACUGAUCAGCAGCCAUUCUCCCCAGCGGCUCAACGUGCAGCAACCAUUGAGGGUAUCCAGGCCCGUAUGGCUCGGACCACCUUGCAUCAGGCUGAAGUCGAUCGGCAGUACAAGGAUGAGCUACGCUGGCUGCAGAAGGAGUCGGAACAUCUGAAGACCGAGCUGGAGGUCAGUCGUCGCCGCCGUGCCGAGGCCGACGAAGAAAUUGCUGGUCUAAAGGUGCAGCUGGAGGCGGCCCGCCAGGAGGUGGCUGCGGCACAGGCGGAGGCUGCAGAGGCGCGCGCGCGGGCGGAGGCAGCACGGAAGGACGGCUCGCGAGCGGAGAACGAGCGACUGCGGGGAGAACUCGAGGCUGCGCGGAAGGUUGCAGUGCAGGCCGGUACGGAGGUGGCUGAGGCGCAGCGCGCAGCGGCGGCGGCCGUCAAGGAGCUGCGCGCAAUGCAGGCGGAGAGUGAAGCGCGAAAUGCAAAGCUGGCAGCAGCGGAGGCGUCAGCGCAAUCGGCCGUGGCGGAGGCGGAGGGGCUGCGGCAGCAGGCGCGUGGCGAAGCAGAGGCGAGGAGUUGCGAGCUCAAUGCGGCGCAGCAGCGCCUAUCGGCGGUUUCUGCCGCGCAGGCUGCGGCAGAGGCCGCGGAGGCUGCGGCGCAGCAGCGAGCUGCGGCUACGGCUGCAGAGCUGGAGGAGCUCAAGCAGUCGGUUUCAUCUGCCGCGACGCUGAAGACCAAGCUGGCGGCUGCGGAGUCCGAGCUCUCUGAUCUGCAGGCGCAAUACAGUCGCAUGGUGUUCGAGCACGCCAAGUCGCGUGCGGAGCACGCCGAGAUGAGCGGCAAGAUGGUUAAGGCACAAGAGGAAACGGCACGCUACUUCUCUUACUAUGAGGAGGUGGUUUCGGCGCUGCGACAGCAGCUGGCCGGGCAGAACGUGGAGCCAGUAGCGGUUCCGGAGCCGCCACCUCUGCCGUCCUUUCAGCAGCAUUAUAAAAGGCUGCAGCGUCAUCUCUCUUGCUCCCUGCCCCGCUACUAUGGUCCUAUCGCUCUGAGGCCCCUUCCAGGCAAGGGUCGGGGCCUGGUGGCGCUGAGGGAUCUCGUCCCCGGGGAACUGGUGAUGGUGUCACUGCCCGUAGCGGUGGUGUUCUCCGACAGCGGCAGCAGCGGGGAGGGGGAAAGUGGUGAUGGUGAUGGUGGUGAUGGUAGGGGCCCGGGGGAGCCUCCCUCCCUGGAGAGCCUUGCGGAGGCCAUCAUAGGGGGCCCGUUGACGCCGUCACAGCGUCUGCUGCUCCAGCUGUCGUUUGAUGGGACCUCUGACAGCUUGGAGGCCUGUCCCAGUCUGGCCGAUCUCCAUGCAGCACUACAGCGCUUGGAGGGGCUACAGCCCGUUGCACUUCGGGAAGGCGUCCCCGCUCGGGCUACUGUUACUGCUGAUGGUGAUGCUGUCGGUGGUGCCAACACGGGCAGGGAGAUGAAUUCGGGUUCGGCCGGUGCGGCUGAUGGUCGGUGCGGUGGGGAGGAGGACAUGUCGCCGGAACGGGUGAUGCGACUGUUGCUGCUGAACUGCUUCUCGGAAUCCACCAUGGACCCCGCAGCGGCGUUACAGCCACAGCUACAGCCACAGCAACCGGUUGCGCGACAGCCCUCAAACGCAGGGGAUUACCACCAACAGCAGCAGCAGCAUCACUUGGGACACAUGGACGGCUCGGUGGCUGAGCUGUCCGCUCUGCCGUUCCUGCGGCUGCUGCAGCUGGGUCCGGAGGCGGAGGUGUCGAGGGCCCGCGAUGCGGCUGGUGGGGUGGCAGCACACCGCCCCGAGGCCCCCUCGAGGUGCCAGGGGUCUGACGAGGGUCGGGGCCCGGGCACCAGGUCGCCCGCUGACCACCCCCUCACCUCGGCCCAAGGAGUCGGCCCUCCCAUCACCGGUUGUCUUCAAGUUGCCGGUGGUGGCAAAGGUAGUGGCGGCGGUUGCGUCGAGUUCGGUGUCGGCGCUGUUUCCGGUAGUCGUUGGCGCCACCGCCCAGGCCACACGGGGUUGUGGACGGAGCACGCGCUGAUGAACCACAGCUGUGUGCCGAAUGUGUGCACCUACGUGCUGGGGGAGGCCAUGUUGGUCCGAGUGUCUCGGCCCGUCCAGGGGGGGGAGGAGGUACGCCGCAAGGCCCUGUACGACCAGUACGGCUUCACGUGCUGUUGCCCUCGCUGCCGCCUGGAGGAAGAGUUGCUGGCCAAGUCAGGGGCGGGCGCCAGGCUGGCGGCGGCGUGGAAGUUGGUGGAGACGCGAAUAGAGCCGCUGGCGGUACGGCUGAUGCGGCGGGUUGCGGCGGAGGCGGAGCGCAGGGCCCGGCAGCGAGGCGGGGCGCUGGCGGGUGCGGGUGAUCGUGGGCAGUUGUCUGUAAUGAGUGAAAUGGCCGGUCGGGACGGGUUGGGCGGAGGGCUGGGAUGGGGUCAGGAGCGAGGAGGCGGUGAUGAGGGCGGAGAAGCUGAUAUGGGAGCGAGGGGCGAGGAAGAUGAAGAUGAGGACGCCGCAGCGGACGAGGGGUUAGCAGACGGGGCAGGCGAGGAAGAGGAAGAGGGAGAGGAAGAAGGUGCGGCAGAUGCUCGGAUUUGGGCGGAGGGCAUUCUCGGUGGUGCCCUGCCCUCGGCUGAUGGGUUGGGGCCCCGUCUGGAGGCGGCGGACGGCUGGGGCGAGGGGAGUACGGCGCUGACGCAGCUGGGCCGCCUGGCCGGGGCCCUCUCGGAGCUGUGGACGGCUGCGGAGGCGGAGGUGGCGGCUGCACUAGGUGGGGCCCCCUUCAAAGGCGCGCUGCUAGACAGGAACGGUAGCGGCAGCGAUGCCGCCCAGGGCUGGGCGAUGUUCUGUCUGAGCGGGGCUCUGGACCUGGAGGUCGGCUGCCGCCGGGUGGUCGUCAUGGCUGCGGAGACGGAGGCGGCCGAGGCGGCGGAAACGGAAGGGGUGGUGCGAAGUCGGCAGGAGGGAUGCGGGGAAAGUGGUAGCCGUGGGCAUGGGAAGCUCGCGGACCUUAGCCCCCGGGGGCCCCACUCGGGGUUGCAGCGGCAGAAACAGCAGCUCGCGGCACGGAGGUUGCGGCUGGUGAAGCUGGCGGCGGCAGUGGUGGGCGGUACGGCAUUCCACGUGGACGCUGCGGUGGAGGACUGGGCGGCACGCGCCGCCGCGGCUGAGGAGCUGUGGGCGACCCGUGGGUCUGUCAGUGAUGAGCUGCGGCACGCGCUCACGUGCAGGUACGGCAGGCUUUCCCCCGGGCCCUCCAACAUACUGGACAUCCGGGGGGCUGCUUCCGUUGCUGCUGUUGAUGAGGGGUUGUCGCGGUUAGUGGGUGGUAGUGGUGAUGGCGAUGCUGAUGGCGAGGGGGGGGCGGCAGCAAUGGUAUUGGCUCGGCUGUGGCUGGAGCUGGGGUCCUAG
Messenger RNA from Volvox carteri f. nagariensis, 3513 nucleotides. RefSeq lists its product as uncharacterized. The transcript has 11 exons. NCBI's taxonomy places the organism in Eukaryota, Viridiplantae, Chlorophyta, Chlorophyceae, Chlamydomonadales, Volvocaceae. Gene Ontology annotation, molecular function: protein binding. The record is from RefSeq and is a predicted model, not a curated record. The coding region runs from base 1 to 3513 and encodes 1170 amino acids.